Suillus subaureus is the source of this 557-nucleotide messenger RNA. RefSeq lists its product as uncharacterized. NCBI's taxonomy places the organism in Eukaryota, Fungi, Basidiomycota, Agaricomycetes, Boletales, Suillaceae. The record is from RefSeq and is a predicted model, not a curated record. Bases 71 to 376 code for a protein of 101 amino acids. The transcript has a single exon.
UGUUGGAGCGAGCGAGCCGUCGCACGCAUGUAUCCGCAAAUUCCGUCAACGUGGUGCGGAUGUCAAUUUCAUGGUCGACAGUUCUACCCCUAUCCAUUCUUUCCUCACUGAAAUUUGGCGAUUCUAUGAUAAAAGCCAAUUGCUACCCUGCAUAAAAGCGCUCGUAGAACCAUCUUGUAAUCUUUCUUUGCAAGACCGGACCGUCAGAACAGUACUACACAUCGCUCUUGAUGCACGUCUAGAAGAUAUUGUCACAUACCUUCUCGAGCAAAACGCAGGGCUGUCAGCAACGGCGACUGUCCUUCCAGACAUGUGGAGCUGGGCUACAAACAAGACGUGGUUUCCCAAGGUUUCAAGCAGCGGCUCUUGCUGCUGAUCAACCGUGCAUCAGAAUUAAGGGGAAGGUUGUUGUUGAUACAGCGGAAUCGAAACUCAUCGAGUUUUCAGUUGCAGUCACUGCAGACUGUGAUAAUCCCAAUCCGAUUUACGCUGUCGUUGUUUCAGCAAUACUCAAUGGCAAGCUGUCAGGUGUGAGUAACCACUUUCAUCCAGCCGUA